AUGAAUGAAAGCACACAAAACGAUGUCAUCGGUGUUGGGGAAGGUGGUGGUCGACGUGGGGAAGAUGUCGAAGCUGGAAGCUCGACGCCCGCCGUCGCUUUCGCCGCCAGCGUCACAGGCGAUGCGGUGUCGGAGGGCGAAGGGGGUGCGGAGUGGCAAAUGGUGACCACCGGAAAGGCGAAAGCCGGCGGGGCGAAGAGGGCGGUAGCGAAGAGUAGGCCUAGGGUUGCAGAGAAUAACGAAGGUGCGCAACAGACUGCACACGUUUUUGUGGCGGUUUCCACUGCGGAACGCAAAUGGAAGGCUGAGAAGAGCGUUAAGACAAGCUCGCGAAGAUGGCGGCAGUCAUCAAGCAACUUAUGA
Molecule: messenger RNA, 363 nt
Organism: Recurvomyces mirabilis
Lineage: Eukaryota; Fungi; Ascomycota; Dothideomycetes; Mycosphaerellales; Teratosphaeriaceae
Exons: 1
Coding region: 1-363 (120 amino acids)
Source: RefSeq, a predicted model, not a curated record